CAAGGGACAUACAAAAGCACGUCAGACGCGGGCGGCGUUCAACACUGCAAGUCCGCAGUGCAAGUUCGCCGAGCAAACGAAAGCAGUCUCAGGCAGUUGGAUUGCGUUCCCUUCUGGAUCUAAGGUGGGCACGGCGUGCGCCUGAAAAGGAGUUCCGUCAUGAGUGGGCAUAUCGGCGACCUGAGUCCGAAGCAGGAGGUGGCGCUCCAACAGUUCAAAGGAGCCGUCAGGGACUUGCUGAACGACAAGCACGACGACCGCUACCUUCUGAGGUGGCUCCGAGCUCGAGACUUCAACGUCAACAAAGCAGAACAGAUGUUGCGUGAGCACAUGAAAUGGCGCAAGCAGUAUGGCGCCGAUGACAUUCUGAGCGGCCCCGACUCUCCCGAGGUUCUCCGCAAGUACUACCCCGGCGGCAUGAUAGGACACGACCGGGAAGGACACCCCGUCUGGCUCAUACCCUUCGGAGGGUGCGACCUCAAGGGAAUGCUGAUGAGUGUGACCAAGACAGACAUGAUAAAACACGUCAUCAGGUCCUUCGAGGUAAUCGAGCAAGACCUCAAGGCGCAGUCCGAGAAGCUGGGCAAGCCGAUCGAAACGCAGACGUACAUUUUCGACUUCGACAACUACAGCCUACGGAGCAUCGCUUCCAAGGCGGUACUGGACUUUCUCACCGACCUCAUGUCCACGUUCGAAGCACACUACCCAGAGCGGCUUAAGAAAGCUUUCGUCGUCAACGCUCCCCGGAUCUUCCCCAUGUUCUGGAGGUUGGUUCGGCCUUUCCUGAGCGAGGCUACUGCGAACAAGCUGCAUCUGUAUGGCCGAGAAGGCUGGAAGGAGGACCUCCUGGCGGAAAUCCCGGCGGACCAGCUGCCGGUGUUUUGGGGCGGUACCAUGACUGACCCGGACGGCAACACAAGGUGCCCUUCAGUUGUUGUAGACGGCGGUGAGGUGCCCCAAAAGUACUACCGGUCCUUCAGUAAGCCUUCAGGGGGCUGCAUCACGGCGUUCCAGGAGGACGUCGGCCACGGGACCCUUUCCGCAUUCGUAGUGGUGGACCGACAGAGCUCUCUGGACGUUCCGGUUAAGGUGGACAAGGAGGGAAGUCAGCUGACCUGGGAGUUCUUCGGUGAGGACGUCAUCUUCGGCGUCUUCUACCAAGAAGAAGAUGCUGGAGAACAGGUCAACGACAACGUCACGGAAGUUGUGAAGCCUUCGAGGAUCAAAGGACUUGGGAAGGUUGCCGAGACGGGAAUCGUCACAUGUUCGAAGACUGGAACUUAUUUGCUGAGGUUCGACAACAGCUUUAGCUGGCUCACAUCCAAGAAAAUAAGCUACUGUGUGAGACUCACAGGCCCUUCUUGAUGCCACGCAACAAGGACGACGGGGCAUCUUGUGUUUUGAACAUUAUACCAAGUUUUCGCUGCGCCACGUGACACUGAGGACCAUUGACACCAACGUCACGUGAUGCUACGAGUGUGAUUGACAUGAAUCACUGACUCGGGCGCGACGCAGGGUACUUCGACGACGUUCAACGAGACUCGUAUUUUGAGAGAUUCUUCAUUGCCGGCGUCUAUGCCGGGACCUCUUUACAAACGAAGUUUGUUUAUAAGAGGACUUUUGAUUACACAUUUACUUAACUUGACUACUGGGCUUUUUUUUUCCGAAUUUUGUCUCCCAUAAUGCUCGCAGCUUUAAUUUCCUCAUCCGCAAAAUAAAUAUAAUUAUAAAAAAACAAAUUACAUUUUCUUUAUGUCCUUAGAGCAAACAAAACAAGAAGACCUGCGAUACGCUGCGACGUUUUGCUUUGAUUGAGGCUUUAGUGGAAUGCUGCAAUAAAAGUUAACGACUUUUACAUCUUGGUAAGUAUAGCGCAAAUGCUUACGUUUAGCAACGGCCAGUUGAGGCAAUUGGCGGUUGCACUCACUGCUUCUGUAAACCCAGUGACAGCGGAAGUUUGUGCCAUGAGCAGCUCACUGCUACUGUUGCCAAGUGUUCUCUGAUGCAGUUGUUAUUUGGACGGAAAAAAGUGGUACUCUGCGAAAGAGACAAUGCACCCUUAGAAAAAACCUGUGGGGCUUUUCUAUUGAAAGGUUGGUGAGAAGAGGCAUCAGAGGAUAUAAAAUGUAAUUAGCUUUUCAUUUGACUUUGUCUCUUUUCUGUUAACUUUCUUUUGAAUGUGCCCACUUUUGAAAAGAAAAUAAACAGGCUUUCUGUCGCCGGC
Molecule: messenger RNA, 2224 nt
Organism: Ixodes scapularis (black-legged tick)
Lineage: Eukaryota; Metazoa; Arthropoda; Arachnida; Ixodida; Ixodidae
Product: SEC14-like protein 2
Exons: 13
Coding region: 160-1365 (401 amino acids)
Cellular component (GO): cytoplasm
Source: RefSeq, a predicted model, not a curated record